UGAGGGUGAGAUUGUGCUUGUAGAUAUGCCUGCAUUUGCUGCCCAUUAACCUCCUCAGAGUUGCCGCUUGGACGUCGUUGGGUUUCUCAUGUAGACCGGUUGCCAGCGCAUAGUCCUCGAAUUCAUCCCUGAAGUUGUUCCAAUUAGUAUUCCAGUCCCCUGUGAGAACCAUGGGAGUUGGUGGCGGAAUGUUCGCUGCCAUAGCGAUGGAAUAGGAGAUCUCUUUGCCUUCAGCCAUCGACGGAUAUAAGGCCAGAGCUGCUUCAUCACCGCACAACUGCAACCUGCCACUGAACCUGCAAUUCACCUCUUCAAUCUACUGCUCCUAAAUACUUAAUCAUGAGUAUGAACUACAUGAGCACCGAGAGGAUUCUGCUGAAAGGGGACUACCUCCUCUCCAACAAUGGACAAUUUAAAGCUAUCUUUCAGACCGAUGGCAACUUUGUGCUCUACGGUUGGGGUCGGGUUGUCUGGGCAUCAAACACUGUGAACAAAGAUGCUCAGAGGCUCAUCCUCCAACAGGAUGGUAACCUGGUCAUCUACACCACACAGGACCAUCCCAUUUGGGCAAGUCACACUGCCCGUUGCAACAAUAGACAAAGAGGUCACCUCACCCUCACUGACAAAGGUACCCUGGAGCUCUACGGAGAUCGAGAGGUGAUCUGGAAAUCAUAACAUCAUUGGAUCCUCAUACCUGUCUACUGUAACACCGACCGGCCCAACAAUGCACAAAGAGGUCACCUCACCCUCACUGACGAAGAUGCCCUGAUGCUCUACAGUCCCAGAAAUGUGGUCUGGUGCUCUCGUGAGGACACUAGUAAUGAGGCAGAGUAACAUCUUCACUUUACCAUACCUGUCUACGUCUACCACUAAAAUGUGGAUUCAAAAGCCUUGAGGCUUUUUCAAAUCAAAUCAAAUGUUAUUAGUCACAUGCGCCAAAUACAACAGGUGUAGUUACGAGCCCCUAACCAACAAUGCAGUUAAAAAAAAUAAGGAUAAGAAUAAAAAAUAAAAGUAACAAGUAAUUAAAGAGCAGCAGUAAAAUAACAAUAGCGACACUAUAUACAGGGGGUACCGAUACAGAACAAAAGAGCAGGGGCACCGGUUAGUUGAGGUAAUAUGUACAUGUAGGUAGUUAGUAAAGUGACUAUGCGUAGAUGAUAACAACAGAGUAGCAGCAGCGUAAAAGGGGGGGGAGCAAUGCAAAUAGUCUGAGUAGCCAUUUGAUUAGGUGUUCGGGAGUCUUAUGGCUUGGAGGUAGAAGCUGUUUAGAAGCCUCUUGGACCUAGACUUGCCAUGCGAUACCAGAGAGAACAGUCUAUGACUAUGGUGGCUGGAGUCGUUGACAAUUUUAAUAAAGAAUAAAAUAAAGAAUAUAUUGGCUUUUAAAGUAGUGGUUUGUGUUGUAAUUCUGUGCAUUGUGACUGUGCUGAUUCUCAAUGUUUUCUGUAGACAAUAAACAUCACUACUAACUUUUCAUCAUGGA
Messenger RNA from Salmo salar (Atlantic salmon), 1486 nucleotides. RefSeq names its product Mannose-specific lectin (gene asal). Lineage: Eukaryota; Metazoa; Chordata; Actinopteri; Salmoniformes; Salmonidae. The record is from RefSeq and is a predicted model, not a curated record.